Messenger RNA from Babesia microti strain RI, 2349 nucleotides. RefSeq lists its product as hypothetical. The coding region runs from base 1 to 2349 and encodes 782 amino acids. The transcript has a single exon. The record is from RefSeq and is a predicted model, not a curated record. Lineage: Eukaryota; Apicomplexa; Aconoidasida; Piroplasmida; Babesiidae.
AUGUUUAGCGAAGGUGAUGUUUUGUUCGAAAAGGAAGAAUCCGUUAUUAAUGUAGUGGAUAGUGAUGACAACGUUAAUGUUCUCGAUAACAAUUAUACACAUGAGUAUCAAGGAUGGGAUGCUAUUGAACAAUUUAGCCAUUUGAGAAUUAACAAAAAAAUUAGUAACGUUCCUGGAUCUGAAAAGGUUAAAACGGCACUGGAUGAACUAACACACCAAAGACUUAUAAAGAAAAAAUCGCAAUCACUAAGAUUAUAUGAACUACUUGAAUCUGCAGGAAAGCUUUUUGGCAAUGGGCCAAAAUGGAGUAACCCAGACCAUUCACAAUUUAAUCGCAUGAAUGAGGAGAGGAUAGAAGUUGGAGAUUUGCCUUUGGUUUACAUAAAGAAACCUAAAUAUGCAAGUCAAGAGAAUGAAAUGUAUUAUUAUAAACUGCAAUUUCCGAGUGAACAGCAGAAGUUGCAGGCAAAGAAUCGGUAUCAGGAGGCUGUGAAGUUUGGAUUGAUUUUACCAGAUAAUUCAGAAACAAUUAACUACACUGUAAACCAAUCUCCUUGGGAAAUGGAUAAGUAUAAAAGCUCAUGGGAUGAAUUAUCUAAGGAACUCAAAUCUGAGCCAUGGAAAUCUCAACCUUCCAUACUUAAAUCGUACAUCAAGCUUAAACAUAAGGAAAUAUCAAUAAAUAUUGCAACAAGUAAAAGCAAUGUUGUAAAGGAUCAAGUAAUUAUUACAAGUCAAUCAACACAAUCUAACGGCAGGAAUUUGGGAAAGAAGGUACAAAAUCACAUCCAAUGCACGUUCAAUUUACAACCCAAAGUCCCAGUAAAUGCAGUUAACGGAGAGAUGAGACUUAUUGAGUUAUUUAACAACUCACAAAGUCGGAAUGAUACUGCAUUAAAAGGUAAUAUGGGUAUUGAAGGCGAUUCCUUUAAUUUUAAAUCGAAAAAAAAAGUUCUAGAAGAAUUAGACUAUUUGAACUCAAAUGAUUCAGGAGAAAUACAUAAUGAUGAUGUGAAGUAUAGUAAAGAUUAUGUUCCAGACGAAGAUGAGCAUUUAUCUGACGAUAGAGUUCAAGUUGUUAAUCAUUUGACAUAUAAUAAUGGAAGUAGCUGUAGAAAUGAGAUAGAUAGUGACGAUCAUGAUGAUAUAUUUAGGAGACCUUCCAAAAUGUCUCUCAACUUCUCAAACAACAGCAAUGAAUCAAAUAAUGACAGAGAAAAUAAUAAUGAUACGGUUGAAGAUGAUGGAUAUGGUGGGUAUAGCAAUGAUGAUGUAAAUAACGAUAGUGAUUAUGAAAAAGAGGUUGAUCACAAAGAAGAAGAUGGAUAUGAGAUUGUAAAAAUAGAUCUAUAUGAGCCACUUAGCAACAACUCUAUUAGAGAUGACAGGAAACUCAUUAAUAGAAUCGAAAGGAAUGAAGAAAACAAUAUUAUCGAUGUUAAAAAUCAGAAGCAUUCACAAAAACUAAUGACCAAAACUGAGAAGAGAAAGAGGUUGGAGUUCUUGAACAAAAUGUUCGAUUAUGAAGCAGAAGAAAGUGAAGAUGAAAAUCUUUCAGACCCUGAAGAUAGAAAAAAAAUUAAGUUAUUGCGUAAGAAUAGAUUAGAAGCCUCAUCAGAUUCUGAGGGAUUUUCAUCAGAUGAUAAUUUUGAGGAGUUGGCCGACUUCUUAACAACCGCCGAUAAUCUAAAUCCCGAUGAUGAAGACCUAGCCAGGCAGCGUUUUUAUGCGGAUAUGAAUGAGGAAGAUGAAGAGAGGCUGAAAAGGUUAAUGAUUAUAAGGGAGAAAAUUAAUAAGGGAUUGAUUAAGAGGAAAUAUGCCAUUAAGAAAGUUAGAAAUGGCCUGGAAAAUGAUUACCAUUUGAGUGAUUUUGAAUCCAGUGAGGAAGAUUCUGGGUAUGAAUAUGAAUCUGAUGAAUUGAUUGAUGACGAUGGUGAAGUUUAUGGUGGUAAUGCAGAUGCUGCCAACAAAUGCAUGGGUAGAAGGGAUAGUAAGAGGGAAAAUACGAUUUUAUUUGCCAAUGAUUUAUCUGAGGAACGGUUGGAAUUGAUGGAUUUCCUGGAAUUCAAGUUAAAUACUCGACAAGAAUCAGUCGAUACCACGAAUAAAGAUAUUGAUGAAGCCAUUGAUUGCAUUGUUUCAAGAGGAAAUGCUGAUAAUAAGUCUGUCAGAAAGCUGAAAUUAGAUAAAAUACUAUUAAAGCCGUCGAAUCUUUUGUGCGAAACUGAUAGAGGAGAUUUGAGAAAUGUAUUAAAGCAGAAAGCAAUUGACAAUUUCCAAAAAAUGCUUAAAAAAAACAUCAACAACUUGAAUAAAUUCAAGUGUAAAGCUGCGAAAUCUACACAUUAA